Epinephelus fuscoguttatus (brown-marbled grouper) is the source of this 1774-nucleotide messenger RNA. RefSeq lists its product as uncharacterized. The transcript has 3 exons. Bases 5 to 640 code for a protein of 211 amino acids. NCBI's taxonomy places the organism in Eukaryota, Metazoa, Chordata, Actinopteri, Perciformes, Serranidae. The record is from RefSeq and is a predicted model, not a curated record.
UGACAUGAGUAAUGCUUCCAACUGUGAAGACAAAGACGAUGAAGAAGAAAAUGAAAAAUUGCCCACAACUACCCUGUUGGGUCCAGCCAUUCAAGCGAAUAAUGAAGACCUGUCAGAUUCCGAAGGAGACAUGCUUGAUGCUGCCAGGAGUGAAGAUGAAAACGAUGUGGACAAUGAAGACUUGGAGUGCAAUGCUAGUGGAGAAAACACAUCUCAAUUGUCAGUGUCUUUUCAGACUCCCCUUCAAGCUGUUGUGAGGGUGGUGUUUUGGGGCAGAAGAUCUGGCCCAGGCUCCACCAGCCCAGCUACCAUCAGGCCCAGGCUUCACCAGUCCAGCUGCCACCUGGCCCAGGCUUCACCAGCCCAGCUACCAUCAGGCCCAGGCUCCACCAGCCCAGCUGCCACCUGGCUCAGGCUUCACCAGCCCAGCUACCAUCAGGCCCAGGAUUCACCAGCCCAGCUGCCACCUGGCCCAGGCUUCACCAGCCCAACUACCAUCAGGCCCAGGCUUCACCAGCCCAGCCAUGCUGCCACCAUAUCCAGGCUCCCCAGCCCAGUUACCAUCAGGCCCAGGCUUCACCAGCCUAGCCCUGCUGCCACCAGGUCCAGGCUUCACCAACCUUGCUGCAACCAGGCCUAGCCUUUCUAGGCUACAAUCUGUCUGCACCCAAACUGGUAGGAUCUUGUUUGCUUUGUUUCAUCAUCUUCUGAUAAUUUGAAUACAAUGCCACCAAAAAAACAGGAAGAGGACGUUGUUUCUCUCCCUGUAGUACGUGAACUUUUGGAUCAGCAGAAGGACUACUUUAAUAACCUUAUCAAGCAACAAUUAGCAACAACAAUUUAUGCUGAUGAUACAGUUAUUUACACCUCUGGAUCUAAUAUUUUUCAAAUCUAGUCAAUAUUACAGUCUAAUUUUGAUUCCAUUCAAAAAUGGUUUUCAUCCAGCAAACUCCUACUUAAUAAGAGGAAGUCCUAUAAUAUGUUAUUCGGUACUAGACAGAAACUUUUACAUUCUGGUAAAUUAUCCAUUAACUAUCCCGAUGGUACUCCUCUUGAGGAAAUAGAUCAAUUCAAAUAUCUUGGUGUCUGGCUUGAUUCUCAACUCACCUUUAAAAUAUAUAUUGACUCAGUUAUUAAGAAAAUAAACUGCAGCUUGGGUUUACUGUAUCGCUCAAUAAACUGCUUCACUCUACAGAUUAGGAAAAAGAUUGUUACACAGCUUAUUCUCCCUAUACUCGAUUAUGCAGAUAUUGUAUAUCAGAAUACUUUAGAAAACAACUUAUCCUCUAUUAGAGUCACUUACAACAACCUUUGCAGAUUUAUUCUUAGAUGUCUGUUCAGAACUCAUCAUUGCACUAUGUAUCAUUCUCUAAAUUGGUUAACACCUGAGUCCAGAAGACAGUUUCAUUGGCUGCAGUUUAUUUUCAAAUGUAUUUAUUAUAAUUACCCCCCGUACUUAAAACAAUAUUUGAUCCCAUAUAGCUCACAGCAUUAUUUACGCCAUACUGACAGUUGUUUUUUCUUUGUUCCGAGAAUCCAGAAGGAAAUCGGUCGAUUUUCCUUUCAAUUUAAAGCUCCAUCAGACUGGAAUACAUUGCCUAUUUCUUUAAAAUCUAUCACCUCUUUUCAUCUAUUCAAGAAAUCCCUCUUUAUUCAUUUACAAAAACCCUGUUUAUGUUUCUGACAAAUAUUGACAAAUAUCUGUGGUGAACUAUGGAUAAAUGACAUCUUCCUGACGAUGAAUGUACUGUAUAUGAUGAUGGGUAUAUAAUAU